Enterobius vermicularis (human pinworm) is the source of this 935-nucleotide messenger RNA. Lineage: Eukaryota; Metazoa; Nematoda; Chromadorea; Rhabditida; Oxyuridae. The record is from the annotation of a GenBank genome assembly.
AUGCAUUUUGUGUUGUUUAGUGUUGAAGAUCGACUAAUUGAGGAUCAUCGGCGAUUUUGUGAGGAAACUCACUGGGGAAGUUUGGCAUUUCCGCGUACGCCUGAAUGUUCAGAUGCUAUCGCAGCUUGUCCGGAACCAGAAGUAACUGUAGGUAUUGUUGUUUUCAAAUGUGGUUGUGAUGUAGCCAUUUGGGAACCCCAGCCAGAUACCAACAACUGUACACACAAAUGGAUCGGUGAACUAAACAGUGCAAUAGAACGUGGUGAUCCAGCCGAAAAUAUUAGUCAGAACUGGUCAAAUGAGUUGCGACAAGCUCUAAACACUAAUAUGUAUGGCGGUGACAUAAGCGGAAGUGUUCAUAUUGCUGAGCAACUUUUAUCACUGGCGAAACAGCAACUUGGUGAGACACAAGAUCAGUUAAAGCGUAGCAAACGAGCUUACACUUUCACACGACGUUUUGGUGAAGCUGGUGACUUACUGCUCAGCAAUAAGUCGGAAAAAAUAUGGCUUUCAUUUGAAGUAAGGAAACGUAUCCGAGAGGCAUCUGCAUUAAUGUCAUUGCUGCAACAGAGUGCAGCUCUGAUGGCCAACUAUUUGAAAGAGGAUCAAAAACAAAUUGGUUAUGAGAAUUGGGUUAUGGAAGUGCACAUCAAGAAAGCAGAAUCGACUCUGAAUUCAGAUUCAAUACCACGUAGAGAACCUGGCGUAUAUUCGGCUCCGAUGGCCACAGCGUCACACGCCACUUUUACAACUGCUGAACCACCUCAAAAACCAAUUUCUUUUGCCAACUAUUCGCUGUCACCCAUCAUUAAAAUGCCAUCAUUUGGCGCUUUUCGUAUGCUUUUUUGCUUAUUGAUGAUUUUUCAUUAUUUUAGAUUUUCCUUAAUUUUUCAUUGUUGUCUAAUGGAUCUUAAAAUGAGGAGCUGUAUUUAAAG